GAAUUUCUCAUUUUAUGUUUUCCUCCUUAAUUUUCUUGCAAAUUUGUGAUCCGAAUUGGUUUUUUCAGAGGAAAAUGGUAAUUUAAUUUGUAAUAAAGACCAUAUUUUUCUCUUUAAUUUUUCUUGGUUUUAGGGUUUCGAAAUUUGAAGAUGGCCGGGGUGGAAGUUGAGAAUGGAAGAGAUGACAUGGUUAUCGAUGGAUGUGAGAACGGACAACAACCAAAACCGAUGCAGAAUAUUGUGGCCUUUGAUGGGGUCAACGUGAACUAUCUCAAACUUUAUUACGGAAAGUUCUUCCCACAUGCUGAUAUGUUUAAAUGGAUGUCAUAUGGGAACGAUGGGAAGCAUCCUGGAUGUGACCACUCAUACUUUGGCCGCCGAGAAUUCUCUUUCACUUUGGAUAAUGACAUAUAUUUGCGGUUUCAGUCUUUUAGUGGUUUGUCUGAGUUCGAGAAUGCUAUUAGAGAAAAAUGUCCUUUUAAAAUCGACAUCGGUCCUGUUUAUAACGUGGAUCCAGCAAAGAGGCAUGCAUAUGCACAAUCGGGAGAUAAUGUUUUUACACCAGCUGAGAGGGAGCUGGUUUUUGACAUAGACAUUUCAGAUUAUGAUGAUGUCAGAUAUUGCUGCUCCGGGGCAGAUGUAUGCUUAGAGUGCUGGCCAUUAAUGACGGUAGCUAUUAAAGUGAUUGACUCUGCCCUCAGAGAUGACUUUGGAUUUAAUCACAUUCUCUGGGUAUAUAGUGGUCGACGUGGUGUGCAUUGCUGGGUUUGUGAUGGUAAAGCGCGAAGGUUGAACAAUGAACAGAGGUCAGCAAUUGCAGAUUACUUUCGUGUCUAUAAGGGAAAUGAGAAUAGCCAUAAAAAAGUCUCUCUAACGGGUCAAGCACUGCAUCCCUUUCUUGUGAGAGCUUAUAAUGACGUACUGAAAACUGCUUUUGAAGAGAAACUCCUACUUAGUCAGAAUUUAUUAUCACAUGAGGAAAGAUAUGAGACGAUUCUCAGAAUGAUUCCGGAUGAAUCUCUUACUUCUGAACUUCGGGCAAAGUGGGGAGAUAAUCGGCGCUCAAAAGAUAUCAAUACCGUUCGGUGGCAGCAAUUGAAGCAACUACUGCAAUCUGGGAGACAAAAGUUUCAAGGGCUUCGUAGGUGCGUUGAAGAGAUUGUAUUCUCAUUUACAUAUCCUAGGAUUGAUAUGGAGGUAUCGAGACACAUGAACCAUUUGCUAAAAGCUCCCUUCUGUAUACAUCCAAAAACAGGUCGUGUUUGUGUUCCUAUUGAUCCAAAAAACUGUGAGGAGUUUGAUCCUCUUGCUGUACCAACCCUUUCGAAGCUUUUGGAAGAACUUAAUGUGGAAAGUCCACAAAGCAGAGGGCACAAUGAUUGGGAUCGAACAUCAUUGGGAGAUUCUGUCAGAUUUUUUCAGUCAUCAUUUCUGCAGCCCCUCCUGAAAUCGUGCAAGGAGGAGAUAGAAAGUUCAUAUGGUGCUAAACUUCAAGAAUCAAAGAACUCAAUGAGUUGGUAGUUAGCUGUGUCCAUCAAACAUCUUGUAGCAUAUUCGACUCCUGUAUUUCUUUCACCUUUUUAUCCAUCUUUGAGCUAGGAUUGGCUGUCAUUAUUAGUUGUUAUGUGUAAUAUCACUUGUCACGCUUGUCAUUAGCCUAAAAUAGCCCAGAUCAUAUGCUUUUGUCCAUUAUGUCCUGACAUAAGCUUAUCAAGUAUGUGUAUCCCUCCUAAUCACGAAUGUAUGGUUUUUUCCAUCCACCUCUUUUGCGUUAAAGAGAGAAACAACUGUUCAUCC
Oldenlandia corymbosa var. corymbosa is the source of this 1797-nucleotide messenger RNA. Lineage: Eukaryota; Viridiplantae; Streptophyta; Magnoliopsida; Gentianales; Rubiaceae. The record is from the annotation of a GenBank genome assembly.